AAAUCAUUUGACAGACCAAUUCGCCAUGAUUGCAACGUAAAUACAUGUGCUGGAGGAAACACCGCCGUACGAAUACCGGAGAGCCCGUGCUCGCUUUGCCACAUCCGAAAUGGACAUCAGCUGCGAAGAUAUUGUAGGCGAUAUAGAAGAUCUGAUAUCCUUCGAUGAUCCCACACCGGCCGAGCGGUACCUGAAUAAAAAGGAUGUUACGGUGCGAGCCAAACGGGCAAAGGUGCGCCCCAGCCGUCCGAAGGAAGUAGUGGCGUGCGUUGAAAAGCCGCUACUAGACAGCGUUAUUCCCGAGACCCAGCAAAUCUACAUGAAAACAUGGGGCUGUGCGCAUAACACAUCCGACACGGAGUACAUGGCCGGCCAGCUGGCACAGUACGGCUAUAACCUCACCAACGAUAAGGACUCCGCCGAUCUGUGGGUUUUGAACAGCUGUACGGUAAAAAACCCUUCGGAAGAUACGUUCCGCAAUGAAAUCGAGGCGGCACACCAGGCGGGAAAGCAUGUCGUUGUGGCGGGAUGUGUACCGCAGGCCGCACCUAGAUCCGACUACCUGAAGGGCUUGAGCGUGGUCGGUGUGCAGCAGAUCGAUCGUGUGGCCGAAGUGGUGGAGGAAACGCUCAAAGGACACUCGGUUCGCUUGCUGCAGGCGAAGAAAGUGGACGGUCGCAAGGUAGCGGGACCGAAGCUGGCGCUGCCCAAGGUGCGCAAAAAUCCGCUUAUCGAAGUUAUUCCCAUCAACUCCGGCUGCCUGAACGCGUGCACCUACUGCAAGACCAAGUUCGCACGGGCCGAUCUGGUCAGCUAUCCGGUGGAAGAGAUAGUGGACCGUGCCCGACAGGUGUUCCAAGAAGGCGUCUGCGAAAUAUGGCUUACAUCGGAAGAUACCGGUACAUAUGGACGGGAUAUCGGAUCGUCGCUGCCGGAGCUGCUGUGGAAAUUGGUGGAGGAAAUACCGGAAGGAUGCAUGAUGCGACUGGGCAUGACCAAUCCACCCUACAUUCUGGAACAUCUGGAUGAGAUGGCUAAAAUCCUGUCCCAUCCUCGUGUCUACAGCUUCCUGCACAUACCAGUACAAAGUGGGUCGGACACAAUCCUGGGAGACAUGAAGCGUGAAUAUUGCGUGAAGGAUUUCGAGCGCAUGGUCGAUUUUCUUAGGGCGCAAGUGCCAGGCAUCACAAUCGCGACGGACAUCAUUUGCGGGUUCCCCGGCGAAACGGAAGCUGACUUCCAAGACACGCUUGCUCUGUGCGGAAAGUACCAGUUCCCAAGCCUGUUCAUAAAUCAGUUCUUUCCACGGCCCGGUACACCAGCGGCUAAAAUGACGAAGGUCCCGGCCAACGAGGUAAAAACACGAACCAAGCGGCUAACGGAUCUGUUCCAUUCGUACGAACCGUACAAGAAAUACGAGCUCGGUUCGAAGCAAACCGUACUCGUGACCGAAAUCUCGCACGAUCGCAAACACUACGUUGGACACAACAAGUUCUACGAGCAAAUUCUGCUACCAAUGCACAACAACUUGCUCGGGAAACAGGUCAAGGUGGAAAUCACCGGAUGUACCAAGUUCAGCAUGUUCGGUAAGGUGAUACAGGACGAGCGUGAAUGGGUCAAUUGCAGCAAGCCCAACGCCGCCGCUGGCGAUGGGAAUACGAACACGACGAAACUUGUGGCUGACUCUGGAGAAUCGAAGUAUCGAACGAUGGUUGCCUAUCUUUUUAUAUCGUGCAGUUUGGCGAUAGUGUGUAAAUACAUUUUCAUGUUUUUUGACUUUUAAAGGACGGUCAAAACAUUGUUGCUGGCUAACUCUUACAGAGAGUUUCGAAACCACUAA
Messenger RNA from Anopheles stephensi (Asian malaria mosquito), 1840 nucleotides. Its product is annotated as threonylcarbamoyladenosine tRNA methylthiotransferase. The coding region runs from base 110 to 1783 and encodes 557 amino acids. The record is from RefSeq and is a predicted model, not a curated record. The transcript has 3 exons. NCBI's taxonomy places the organism in Eukaryota, Metazoa, Arthropoda, Insecta, Diptera, Culicidae. Gene Ontology annotation, cellular component: endoplasmic reticulum. Gene Ontology annotation, biological process: tRNA methylthiolation. Gene Ontology annotation, molecular function: 4 iron, 4 sulfur cluster binding; tRNA (N(6)-L-threonylcarbamoyladenosine(37)-C(2))-methylthiotransferase activity.